AUGAGUGCACCAACAGCAUUAAAGACAGUAGAAACCCCACAGGAAAAAGCACCUGUAGUAACUCCACAGGAGAACCAAGAUGACGAGGGCAUGCUUAUUGACACAGAAAACAUCCCUACUGAAGAACUACAACAAGCACAAGCAGCAGACUCACAAAAAGUUGAACUUGACGAACUGGGGAAACCCAAAUUUUCAGGAGAAGCACAGUCCAAUAUGAAGGUCAAGUUGGAAAGCAGGAAAGUGCCAGUCCCACCCCAUCGUAUGACGCCAUUGAAAAAUGUAUGGACCAAGAUAUACCCUCCUCUAGUUGAUCAUUUGAAACUACAGGUGAGAAUGAACCUCAAGACAAAGACGGUUGAAUUGAGAACAAAUAAAGCCACAACUGAUCCUGGAGCGUUGCAAAAGGGGGCCGAUUUCAUCAAAGCUUUCACAUUGGGAUUCGAUGUUGACGAUGCUAUAGCGUUGUUAAGAUUGGAUGAUUUAUACAUUGAGACCUUUGAAAUCAAGGAUGUCAAAACUUUAACUGGUGACCAUUUGAGCAGAGCCAUUGGUCGUAUUGCUGGUAAGGAUGGUAAAACAAAGUUUGCUAUUGAAAAUGCGACAAGGACUAGAAUAGUGUUGGCCGACUCCAAAAUACAUAUAUUGGGAGGAUUCACGCAUAUAAGAAUGGCUAGAGAGGCUGUUGUGUCGUUGAUUUUGGGUUCGCCGCCAGGUAAAGUAUAUGGAAAUUUGAGAACUGUUGCUAGUAGAAUGAAGGAAAGAUACUAA
This is a messenger RNA of Lodderomyces margitis, 768 nucleotides long. RefSeq lists its product as uncharacterized. Gene Ontology annotation, cellular component: nucleolus. The record is from RefSeq and is a predicted model, not a curated record. The coding region runs from base 1 to 768 and encodes 255 amino acids. The transcript has a single exon. Gene Ontology annotation, molecular function: RNA binding. Lineage: Eukaryota; Fungi; Ascomycota; Pichiomycetes; Serinales; Debaryomycetaceae.